GCAUGCCUAGCGCUCAGCAGCUAGGGAAAUGAGUGAGCACUUCCGGCCGCCAUCCCUUCCUCGCUGACGCUUUUGUGGUGAUUCUGGCUUGCACUUUUUGGCCAUUAUGAAGGAUGUACCCGGCUUCUUACAGCAGAGCCAGAGCUCCGGGCCCGGGCAGGCCGCCGUGUGGCACCGUCUGGAGGAGCUCUACACAAAGAAGUUAUGGCAUCAACUGACACUUCAGGUCCUUGAUUUUGUACAGGACCCCUGCUUUGCCCAAGGAGAUGGUCUCAUUAAGCUUUAUGAAAACUUCAUCAGUGAAUUUGAACACAGAGUGAACCCUUUGUCCCUGGUAGAAAUAAUUCUUCAUGUGGUUAGACAGAUGACUGAUCCCAACGUGGCUCUUACUUUUCUAGAAAAGACUCGUGAGAAGGUGAAAAGUAGUGAUGAGGCAGUGAUCCUGUGUAAAACAGCAAUCGGAGCCCUAAAAUUAAACAUCGGGGAUCUACAGGUUACAAAGGAAACGAUCGAAGAUGUUGAAGAGAUGCUCCACAACCUCCCCGGCGUGACAUCAGUUCACAGUCGUUUCUAUGAUCUCUCCAGUAAAUAUUAUCAAACAAUUGGGAACCAUGCAUCCUACUACAAAGAUGCUCUGCGGUUUCUGGGCUGCGUCGAUAUCAAAGAUCUACCAGUUUCAGAGCAGCAGGAGAGAGCCUUCACACUGGGGCUUGCAGGACUUCUUGGCGAGGGAGUUUUUAACUUUGGAGAACUUCUCAUGCACCCUGUGCUUGAGUCACUGCGGGGCACUGACCGACAAUGGCUGAUUGACACCCUCUAUGCCUUCAAUAGUGGUGAUGUGGACAAGUUCCAGACUCUGAAGACUGCCUGGGGCCACCAGCCUGACUUAGCUGCCAACGAAACCCAGCUUCUGCGGAAGAUUCAGUUAUUGUGCCUAAUGGAGAUGACUUUCACACGACCUGCCAACCACAGACAGCUUACUUUUGAAGAAAUUGCCAAAAGUGCUAAAAUCACAGUGAACGAGGUAGAGCUGCUGGUGAUGAAGGCACUCUCAGUGGGGCUGGUGAGAGGCAGCAUAGAUGAAGUCGACAGACGAGUCCACAUGACCUGGGUGCAGCCCCGCGUACUAGAUUUGCAGCAGAUCAAGGGGAUGAAGGACCGGCUGGAGUUUUGGUGCACAGAUGUGAAGAGCAUGGAGAUGCUGGUGGAGCACCAGGCUCAUGACAUCCUCACCUAGUGUCCGGUGCCCUGUGGCCCAGCCCCACCCAAGAGGCCUUUUUGUGGCCUAUGAAACUUUCAGCGGCAGAGAUCUGCAUUGGGUUGGGGGAGUUGGACCCUUGUGGGAGUAGGGACUGUUUUUGCUUUGAAAACAGCUGUUGUUGAUGGGAACUAGACCUGGGCAAAAGGGUUGUCUCAUAGUCUGCGGUGGCCUCAAGCGAUGAGGAAUGGUGAUAGAAUGACCAGGAACGGAUGCCCUCUAAUCUGCAGAGGACAUACACCCCGAGGUGGGUCCUCAUCCAUAGCCGCCUGUAUGCACAUCUUUUCAGAUGUGCAGGAACGUUCCUGUAAUAAAUGCCUUUGCAUCAUC
This is a messenger RNA of Fukomys damarensis (Damara mole-rat), 1588 nucleotides long. RefSeq names its product proteasome 26S subunit, non-ATPase 13 (gene Psmd13). Gene Ontology annotation, biological process: ubiquitin-dependent protein catabolic process. Lineage: Eukaryota; Metazoa; Chordata; Mammalia; Rodentia; Bathyergidae. The record is from RefSeq and is a predicted model, not a curated record. The coding region runs from base 107 to 1237 and encodes 376 amino acids. The transcript is spliced from 13 exons. Gene Ontology annotation, molecular function: structural molecule activity. Gene Ontology annotation, cellular component: cytosol; nucleus; proteasome regulatory particle, lid subcomplex.